Messenger RNA from Tachyglossus aculeatus (Australian echidna), 1363 nucleotides. It is a transcript of the gene UBE2U, whose product is annotated as ubiquitin conjugating enzyme E2 U. Lineage: Eukaryota; Metazoa; Chordata; Mammalia; Monotremata; Tachyglossidae. The record is from RefSeq and is a predicted model, not a curated record. The transcript has 10 exons. The coding region runs from base 347 to 1345 and encodes 332 amino acids.
GGGCCUAGGCCUGGCAACCCUCUCCAUCCCCUCCCCGAGCCUGAGGAGAUUUCGCUCGAGUAGCCUCCCCUCAGUCGGGUCGUCUACUAAAGUCCUCUCUCCCCAGUCCCCUUAUCCAUCCUGUAAGGAGAUCUUAAAGCGGAAAGCAUCUUUUUCCCUCAGGAAGCGGGGUCCAAGAGAGCAUCCCUCUCCUAGUAGCCAUCACCUCAGUUGGGGCCUAAGCAGGCCCACCUUGCCACCUGCCAGUUUUAAACAAGUUGUCUUGUUUUUCACCCAGGCCCAAGGUUUGAAUUUUGCCUCAGAGUAAGCUUCACCGGUUAUUGGGCAGAACCCCUACUCUGCUGCCAUGCACAGUGGGGCCUACUGGUUGUUAGAAAGAGAAUACCUGCAGCUGAAAGACACAAGCCUCUUUGGCAUUACUGCAGCUCCUGUGGCAGACGAUCUGCUGAUGUGGCGAGCUGAAAUCCAAGGUCUAAAAGAUUCUCUCUGGGAAGGAGCGCUUCUCCAGCUGUCGAUAAAGUUUCCCAAGGAGUAUAAUCAGGCUCCUCCAGAUGUGACAUUUAAUACAAUUCCAUUCCAUCCAAAUGUGGAUAUGCAUUCCGGUCGACCUUGCGUAGAUUUUCUAGACAACCCCGAAGAAUGGGAUGGAAGAUAUUCGUUGAGUAGUGUUCUACUUGCUAUCCAGGUUUUGCUUUCUAAUCCGGUAUUAGAAAAUGCAGUGAAUGUGGAAGCGGCUGAAAUGAUGAGAAACAAUAUGUCUUUGUACCGGCAGAUCGUGAUGGACUGUGUUAGAGCAAGCCACAGUCUACAAGUACUUGAAGAUAAGGAGGUCGAUGUACCUUCUGUAGAAUUCUUCUUACCACCUGAAGCAACAGCUGAAGACCAAAGGAGGAAGAUUAAAAGAAUCUCUUUUGAAGACUACCUCAGGACCUGGUCUGAAAUAGCCACAUCCAGAGCUGCACACUGUUUCGGAAUCCCACUGUUUGAAGAACCUCAUUUCAUAGAAAAAUACCAAAGCUGGAAGCAAAACAACAUAAAAGCACCUGGAUUAUGGGAUGACAGGUUUGCUUCUCUGUUGUCUGAGAUCACUCGGAAACGCACGAUGCUCCCCAGAGCCAAGAAGACCCAGGUGCACGUGGCCUGCCCGACUCCAGAUCCAAAUCCCCUUGAGCCAGCGGCUGGUGGAAGAAUUGAGGGGAAGGUGAAUAUGCGAGAAGAGGAACUGUGGGGGAAGAUCGUCUCCGCGGUAAUGAACGACGCUGCGGAAGACGAGCUGUGGGACCCCGAAGUGGAAAACCUGAUUGCGUGGAGUAACACACUCGGCAGCGGUGGUUUAGACGAUUAAAGGUGAUGCAGUGCAAAC